Messenger RNA from Anopheles funestus (African malaria mosquito), 2703 nucleotides. RefSeq names its product polyubiquitin-C. The transcript is spliced from 3 exons. NCBI's taxonomy places the organism in Eukaryota, Metazoa, Arthropoda, Insecta, Diptera, Culicidae. The record is from RefSeq and is a predicted model, not a curated record. The coding region runs from base 140 to 2656 and encodes 838 amino acids. Gene Ontology annotation, molecular function: protein tag activity; ubiquitin protein ligase binding. Gene Ontology annotation, cellular component: nucleus; cytoplasm. Gene Ontology annotation, biological process: modification-dependent protein catabolic process; protein ubiquitination.
AUGGGCUCAGUACGAUUUGGCAAUAAUCUCGACAACAAAGCUCAUUCGCUGGUGGUUUUACGUUCUUUCACUAACGGCACAAAUCCUUGCUCUAGAAAACGAUAGUGUUAAAGUGAUAGUGAAUAAUUAAGAAGCAAUCAUGCAGAUCUUUGUAAAAACAUUAACGGGUAAAACGAUCACCCUUGAUGUUGUUGCUUCGGAAACGGUUCUGGACAUCAAAAAUAAAAUCUUGGAACGUGAGGGUAUUGCACCGGACCAGCAGCGUAUUAUCUUUGCCGGCAAACAGUUAGACGAGGGUCGAAUUAUAUCUGAUUACAAUAUCCAGCAUGGAUCGACGAUGCAUCUGGUGCUUCGACUUAAGGGUGGCAUGCAGAUCUUUGUACGGAUGCUAACAGGUAAAACCAUUGCCAUUGAUACAGAACCGGAAGCAACGGUCGAGAGUGUUAAGAAACAAAUCGACGAGCGUGAGGAGAUUCCUCCAAAUCAACAGCGAAUGAUUUUUGCUGGCAAACAACUGGAAGACGGUCGUCAGCUACAGGAAUACAGCAUCAUCAAGGGUUCUACUGUUCUUUUUGUCUUUUUAUCCAACAGUAUAAAAAUGCAGAUCUUCGUCAAGACCCUGACUGGAAAGACGAUCACCCUUGAGGUAGAGCCAUCCGAUACCAUCGAGAAUGUUAAGGCCAAGAUUCAGGAUAAGGAGGGAAUCCCACCAGAUCAGCAGCGUCUGAUCUUUGCUGGCAAGCAGUUGGAAGAUGGCCGUACGCUGUCGGACUACAAUAUUCAGAAGGAAUCGACUCUCCAUCUGGUCCUUCGUCUGCGUGGUGGCAUGCAGAUCUUCGUCAAGACUCUGACUGGAAAGACCAUCACCCUGGAGGUUGAGCCAUCCGAUACCAUCGAGAAUGUAAAGGCCAAGAUUCAGGAUAAGGAGGGAAUCCCACCAGAUCAGCAGCGUCUGAUCUUUGCUGGCAAGCAGUUGGAAGAUGGCCGUACGCUGUCGGACUAUAACAUUCAGAAGGAAUCGACUCUCCAUCUGGUCCUUCGUCUGCGUGGUGGCAUGCAGAUCUUCGUCAAGACCCUGACUGGAAAGACGAUCACCCUUGAGGUAGAGCCAUCCGAUACCAUCGAGAAUGUUAAGGCCAAGAUUCAGGAUAAGGAGGGAAUCCCACCAGAUCAGCAGCGUCUGAUCUUUGCUGGCAAGCAGCUGGAAGAUGGCCGUACGCUGUCGGACUACAAUAUUCAGAAGGAAUCGACUCUCCAUCUGGUCCUUCGUCUGCGUGGUGGCAUGCAGAUCUUCGUCAAGACUCUGACUGGAAAGACCAUCACCCUGGAGGUUGAGCCAUCCGAUACCAUCGAGAAUGUAAAGGCCAAGAUUCAGGAUAAGGAGGGAAUCCCACCAGAUCAGCAGCGUCUGAUCUUUGCUGGCAAGCAGUUGGAAGAUGGCCGUACCCUGUCGGACUAUAACAUUCAGAAGGAAUCGACGCUCCACCUGGUCCUUCGUCUGCGUGGUGGCAUGCAGAUUUUCGUCAAGACUCUGACUGGAAAGACGAUCACCCUUGAGGUAGAGCCAUCCGAUACCAUCGAGAAUGUUAAGGCCAAGAUUCAGGAUAAGGAGGGAAUCCCACCAGAUCAGCAGCGUCUGAUCUUUGCUGGCAAGCAGCUGGAAGAUGGCCGUACGCUGUCGGACUAUAACAUUCAGAAGGAAUCGACUCUCCAUCUGGUCCUUCGUCUGCGUGGUGGGAUGCAGAUCUUCGUCAAGACUCUGACUGGAAAGACGAUCACCCUAGAGGUAGAGCCAUCCGAUACCAUCGAGAAUGUUAAGGCCAAGAUUCAGGAUAAGGAGGGAAUCCCACCAGAUCAGCAGCGUCUGAUCUUUGCUGGCAAGCAGUUGGAAGAUGGCCGUACCCUGUCGGACUAUAACAUUCAGAAGGAAUCGACGCUCCACCUGGUCCUUCGUCUGCGUGGUGGCAUGCAGAUUUUCGUCAAGACUCUGACUGGAAAGACGAUCACCCUUGAGGUAGAGCCAUCCGAUACCAUCGAGAAUGUUAAGGCCAAGAUUCAGGAUAAGGAGGGAAUCCCACCAGAUCAGCAGCGUCUGAUCUUUGCUGGCAAGCAGCUGGAAGAUGGCCGUACGCUGUCGGACUAUAACAUUCAGAAGGAAUCGACUCUCCAUCUGGUCCUUCGUCUGCGUGGUGGCAUGCAGAUUUUCGUCAAAACCCUGACUGGAAAGACGAUCACCCUGGAGGUAGAGCCAUCCGAUACCAUCGAGAAUGUUAAGGCCAAGAUUCAGGAUAAGGAGGGAAUCCCACCAGAUCAGCAGCGUCUGAUCUUUGCUGGCAAGCAGCUGGAAGACGGCCGUACGCUGUCGGACUAUAACAUUCAGAAGGAAUCGACUCUCCAUCUGGUCCUUCGUCUGCGUGGUGGCAUGCAGAUUUUCGUCAAGACCCUGACUGGAAAGACGAUCACCCUGGAGGUUGAGCCAUCCGAUACCAUCGAGAAUGUUAAGGCCAAGAUUCAGGAUAAGGAGGGAAUCCCACCAGAUCAGCAGCGUCUGAUCUUUGCUGGCAAGCAGCUGGAAGAUGGCCGUACCCUAUCGGACUAUAACAUUCAAAAGGAAUCGACUCUCCAUCUGGUCCUUCGUCUACGUGGUGGAUUUUAAUUGGUUUAAUAAAGCAUUCUUAAAACUUCUAUUAUCAUCCUACAUAA